UUUCUUAGUGUGCACACGUCUCUGCGUGCCGGGGUCAUGCCGCUCUGACAAGACAGCUGCAGUUCCAAUAUGUUUUGGUUGGCCCCAUUUUCUUUACAAAUCCUUCCUUUGGUUGACAUUUAGGAUUGCAGUUAGUGGUGUGCCUUUAAGAAGUAGGCAAGUUCCUGUAGGAGGAGUUCUACUAGAUGCAGUUUGAAAAGUGUCCAAAGUUGUUUGUGGAGAGGUUUUACAAGCAUGUAGCAGUCCAGAGCGACCAUGUCCCAGUUCCAACACUCCAGGGUGGAUUGUAUCCUGACUUAUUUGGGUCUGGUCUUCCUGUUGUCGGACAUUUGCUUGGACUUGGGAACUGCCGUGACUUUCUACCAGGAAGAGGAUUACGUGUGCCUGGGAGUGCUGCUUUUUUUGCUCCUGGGCUCGUCCGUGCUGGUUCAGAUCUUCAGCUGGCUGUGGUACACCAACGAGCCCCUGGAGAGGGCCACUCUGGUGGAGAGUCGGAUCAGUCGCUCGCAACUCAAGAUCCUGCACGUGUUCCAGCUGGGGACGUACUUCAGACAUGCAAGUGUCAUGGAGGUGACCGCCUGCAGCUGCAUCAACAACAUCCAGGAGGCUGACGGACACGCGGUGUUCUUAACUCACGACCUCAGCAUGCUGCGUCUCAUCGAGACCUUCUCAGAGAGCGCCCCCCAACUGACCCUCAUGCUCACCAUCAUGCUGAGGCGGGAUCAGCUGGUCCCCCUCACAGUGACGAAGGCGCUGGGCUCUGCGUCCGCCAUGGCCCUGAGCGUGACCAUGUACCACCGCUCCAUGCGCUCCUUCCUGUGCGACAAACAGAAGCAGCGCCCGCUCUCCUCGCUGGCCUACUUCCUCUGGACCGUGGUCCUCAUCUCCUCGCGGCUGGCCGCCCUCGCCCUCUUCGCUUCCACCCUCCCCUGCUUCAUCUUCGCCCACUUCCUGUGCUCCUGGCUGCUCAUGUUCUUCUGCGCCUGGCGCUGCCAGACGGAUUUCAUGGACAGCCCGGGCGGGGAGUGGCUCUACCGGGCCACCGUGGGCCUCAUCUGGUACUUUAACUGGUUCAAUGUGGUGGAAGGGAGGACAAGGAACAGGACUCUGCUCUACCACGGCUUCAUCCUGGUAGACAUGUUCGUCCUGUGCGGCACCUGGUGCUGGAGGGCCCGAGCACAAAUGUCCUUCCUGCACGCGGGCCUGGUUUCUGUCGGCGUUGUUGCACUUUAUAUACUCGGCCUCGUCCUCAAAGUCCUCUAUUACAAGUUCUUCCACCCCAACCUCAACAAGGAGGAACUGAAAGGAGGCGACAAAGAGGUGGACCUGGAUGGCGAUGUCGUUUUAGUCAUGCAACCUAGCGCGGUGGAAAGCGAUGUCGUUGUAGUCGUGCAACGUAGCGCGGUGGAAGACGUGAUUGAUGGCAGGACGCCGCAUGUCCAACUUUACAACAAAAGAAUGAGGAAGCUGGCGGAGAAUUUCUACUGCUGACAAGAUCACUUGAUGCGCACGCGGAGGACGAGUCGCGUAUGUUGUGACCAUGACAGGAAACACCUAAUACUGCUCCCCUCACCUCCCAGGGGGGGGGGGGUCAAGGGUGACGGCUCAAAUGCAGAGAAUCAUUUCGCCACAUCUAGUAUGCGUGUGACAAUCAUUGGUACUUUAACUUUGUACUUUUAAACCCUGUUUCCAUAUGAGUUGGGAAAUUGUGUUAGAAGUAAAUAUAAACGGAAUACAAAGAUUUUCAAAUCCUUUUCAACCCAUAUUCAGUUGAAUAUGCUACAAAGACAAGAUAUUAUAAGUUCAAACUUUAUUUUUUUUUUGCAAAUAAUAAUUAGCUUAAAAUUUCAUGGCUGCAACAUGUGCCAAAGUAGUUGGGAAAGGGCAUGUUCACCACUGUGUUACAUCACCUUUUCUUUUAACAACACUCAAUAAACGUUUGGGAACUGAGGAAACUAAUUGUUGAAGCUUUGAAAGUGGAAUUCUUUCCCAUUCUUGUUUUAUGUAGAGCUUCAGUCCUUCAACAGUCCGGGGUCUCCGCUGUCCUAUUUUACGCUUCAUAAUGCGCCACACAUUUUCCAUGGGGGACAGGUCUGGACUGUAGGCGGGCCAGGAAACUACCAACACUCUUUUUUUUUCCAACACAUGCUAUGUGGCUUGGAAUUGUCUUGUUGAAAUAAGCAGGGGCGUCCAUGAAAAAGAUAGCGCUUAGAUGGCAGCAUAUGUUGUUCCAAAAAAUGUAUGUACCUUUCAGCAUUAAUGGUGCCUUCACAGAUGUGUAAGUUACCCAUGCCUUGGGCACUAAUGCACCCCCAUACCAUCACAGAUGCUGGCUUUUGCACUUUGCAUAGAUAACAGUCUGGAUGGUUUGCUUCCCCCUUUGGUCAGGAUGACACAAUGUCGAGUAUUUCCCCAAAAAAUUUGAAAUGUGGACUGGUCAGACCACAAAACCAUUUUCCACCUCGCAGCAGUCCAUCUUAGAUGAUCUCGGGCCCAGGGAAGCCGGCGGCGUUUCUGGAUGUUGUUGAUAAAUGGCUUUUGCUUUGCAUAGUAGAGCUUUAACUUGCACUUACAGAUGUAGCGACCAACUGUACUUAGUGACAGUGGUUUUCUGAGGUGUUCCCAAGCCCAUGUGGUGAUAUCCUUUAGAGAUUGAUUGAUACUUUUAUUAGUAGAUUGCACAGUACAGUACAUAUUCCGUACAAUUGACCACUAAAUGGUAACACCCGAAUAAGUUUUUCAACUUGUUUAAGUCGGGGUCCACGUUAAUCAAUUCAUGAUGUCGGUUUUUGAUACAGUGCCGUCUGAGGGAUGGAAGGUCACGGUCAUUCAAUGUUGGUUUCCGGCCAUGCCGCUUACGUGGAGUGAUUUCUCCAGAUUCUCUGAACAUUUUGAUGAUAUUAUGGAGCGUAGAUGUUAAAAUCCUUAAAUUUCUUGCAAUUGCACUUUGAGAAAGGUUGUUCUUAAACUGUUUGACUAUUUGCUCACACAGUUGUGGACAAAGGGGUGUACCUCGCCCCAUCCUUUCUUGUGAAAGACUGAGCAUUUUUUGGGAAGCUGUUUUUAUAGCCAAUCAUGGCACCCACCUGUUCCCAAUUAGCCUGCACACCUGUGGGAUGUUCCAAAUAAGCGUUUGAUGAGCAUUCCUCAACUUUAUCAGUAUUUAUUGCCACCUUUCCCAACUUCUUUGUCACGUGUUGCUGGCAUCAAACUCUAAAGUUAAUGAUUAUUUGCAACAACAAAAAAAGUUUGUGAGUUUGAACAUGAAAUAUGUUGUCUUUGUAGCAUAUUCAACUGAAUAUGGCUUGAAAAGGAUUUGCAAAUCAUUGUAUUCUGUUUAUAUUUACAUCUAACACAAUUUCCCAAUUUAUAUGGAAACGGGGUUUGUAAGUGUGUCCUCUUAGGAGCCAGAGUGGACAUUUAUUUUUAGGUCUAUUGGUUUUGUCAGUUGCACACUUUGGGAAAAACAUAGCAAAACACAAAUGUCCACUCCAGUGGACGCUGGCUUUCAGGACGAUAUUCCACAAACAGUAUGGAGUCAUUCAUAAAAAGACACAAUUACAACACAAAUAUCGCAUGUUUACAUGAUCACACAUACCGUAUCGCAGCACCGUAGUAGUUGUCCUCCAUAAUUAACACGCCAACCGCCCACAUUAGAUAUCGUGAGCAUAGUCCACGCCGCACUUAUCUCUCCAGGGAAUAAACUAGUGCAACGCUGUAAUAUGACCUGGAAAAAAACAACUUGUCAUACGCCACAAUAUUAGGAAUCCAUGCACAAGCAAGAAAACUACCAAAAAAAAGGACUUGAGCAGUUUCAGUAAGAACUAUAUGAACUAUAUCUUGUUGUGCAGGUCUACAUAAUACUUGAAUUGUCUUGUUCUGGAGGGCUUGAUUGAACCCUCCACCAUUCCUGGGUCAUGAGAAUAAAUUGUAAUUUAUUAGUAUAUUCAUCAACUGUAUUUUAUUAUUAACACUUUAUUGUAUUCGUCAAGAUGAACUAAUUAGAAGUCGAAUAAAUAUUGUGUGUUAUGUUUCUAAUGUAUUGUAGGUUUAAUGAAAAUAUAUAUUCAAAACAAACCUUUAUGCUUGCAGUUCUUGUUAUCGAAAUAAAAUGCUUUGUACAAAAACUCAAAA
Molecule: messenger RNA, 4134 nt
Organism: Nerophis ophidion (straightnose pipefish)
Lineage: Eukaryota; Metazoa; Chordata; Actinopteri; Syngnathiformes; Syngnathidae
Product: XK-related protein 8-like
Exons: 3
Coding region: 256-1491 (411 amino acids)
Biological process (GO): engulfment of apoptotic cell; phosphatidylserine exposure on apoptotic cell surface; apoptotic process involved in development
Cellular component (GO): plasma membrane
Source: RefSeq, a predicted model, not a curated record